Molecule: messenger RNA, 1825 nt
Organism: Tachysurus fulvidraco (yellow catfish)
Lineage: Eukaryota; Metazoa; Chordata; Actinopteri; Siluriformes; Bagridae
Gene: ldb2b
Product: LIM domain binding 2b
Exons: 10
Coding region: 480-1460 (326 amino acids)
Biological process (GO): nervous system development; negative regulation of transcription by RNA polymerase II; positive regulation of transcription by RNA polymerase II
Cellular component (GO): transcription regulator complex; nucleus
Molecular function (GO): LIM domain binding
Source: RefSeq, a predicted model, not a curated record
ACACACACACACACACACACACACUGAGCACACCAUACACCUCCAGCUUUUCUUGUGGUUCGGUUCAGGUCAAUAAUAAUAGUAAUUUAGAUUUUAUAAUGCAGCUUGUUAACUCCUGCGUUGUAACAACAGCAUUGAUCAUUUACGCGAAUUAAACCGGGUAUAACUCAAUUGCACGUGCACGUGUAAUAUGAAUGCGCGCGUUCUCGUGCUAUUAAAUCUUACUGCUAUUUAACAACUUUGGCAUUUUUAAAAUUGAAGUUAAAAAAAAAGGAAUUUUAAGUAUAAAAAGUCCACUCCUCCUCUCCUCUCUGUCCUGCCCUCUCUUACAGCGGCCCCGGUGAUUGGACAGUCGUGCGCUCGUUGGUGUGUGUGAAGUGUGUGUGUGUGUGGUAUAUGUGUGUGUUUACUAGCGUCGCGAUCCCACGUGCGGCGUGUAUGGAGGCGGCGGCCCGCGCGCGGACUCGGCACCCGGGACGAUGAGCGGCGCGCCGCGCGACCCUUUUUACUCCUCGCCAUUCGGCCCGUUCUACCGGAGGCACGCACCCAGCGCCGCGCAGCCGCAGUACCGCAUCCACGAACUCAACAAGCGGCUCCAGAGCCGGAGCGAGGAUUGUGAUAUACUAUGGUGGGAUGCUUUCUGCACUGAAUUCUUUGAGGACGACGCAACGUUAACGCUUUCCUUCUGUCUCGAGGAUGGACCAAAGACAUACACGAUCGGACGGGCGCUGAUCCCCCGUUUCUUCAGCACGCUGUACGAAGGGGGAGUGUACGAGCUGUUUUUCGAGCUCAAGCACACAAAAGAGUCAUUCAGCAGCUCAACCAUCACUGUAGACUGCCACCAGUGCACCAUGAUAACACAACAUGGCAAGCCCACGUUCACAAAGGUGUGCACAGAGGGCCGUCUGAUUUUGGUGUUCACCUUCGAUGACCUCAUGAGAAUCAAGACGUGGCACUUCACUAUCUCACACUACAACGAGCUCAUUCCUCGCAGCAUGCUCGCCGUUCAUGCACAAGACCCUGGAGCUCUGGAGCAACUGUCCAAAAACAUCAGCAGAGUGGGACUAACCAAUCUCACACUGAACUACCUCAGACUGUGUAUGAUUCUUGAGCCAAUGCAGGAGCUGAUGUCAAGGCACAAAACAUACGGCUUGAGUCCCAGAGAUUGCCUGAAGACCUGCCUCUUUCACCAGUGGCAAAGGAUGACAACACCACCAGUCGGACCUGCACCCAACUUUAAGACAGAAAUUUUUCAGUCAAGUUCCAAAAAAUCUGAAACAGCCAAACCAACAGCGAAGAGAAGAAGAAGGCGAAACUCUGCUGGCAGCGCAUCCAAUAGCACCGCAGGAAACAGUAAGAAACGCAGCCCAGCCAACAGCUUCAGUUUGCCCACGCAGCCCAAACGCGUCGCCGGCGAAUCGAGGGGUGGCGGGUGGCUGGAGGCGGAGCUUAGGAUGUGAUGGUGGUGGGGGAGCCCUCUCUGAUGGGAGCCGAGUUGGGAGACGUGGACGAGCGUCUGAUCACCAGGCUGGAGAACGAUCAGUACGACCCUGCUGGCGGUCUCCGGGACGACGGUCGCCAUGACUACACCAACUCGCAGGCACUCAGCAACAGCAACCGGGACGGCGAGCCCACCACCGUGGCGAUGCAGCGGCCGGAGUAACGGGAGCGUUACAGGAAAGGAUUGAGCAAGGGGUGUGAGAGCGUGCUCGUUUUGGGGAUGAAGUGUGUGUGUGUGUGUGUGUGUGUGUGUGUGUGUGUGUGUGUGUGUGUGUGUGUGUGUGUGUGUGUGUGUGUGUGUGUGUGAGCGAGAGAAAGACAGAUA